AUGCGCCUCGCCGGCGGCGCCGGCUCCCCCCGGGCGGCGCCGUCGCCCGGGAACGGCAGCCGGUGGCGGGCGGCGGAGCCCGGCGGCGGCGGCAGCCCCAGCCCCGAGGCGUGGUCGGGGUCGCCCAACGGCAGCCUGGGCGGCUGGGACCCCUUCGGGCGGGACGAGGAGCUGGCGAAGCUGGAGAUCGCCGUGCUGGCCGUCACCUUCGCCGUGGCCGUGGUGGGCAACGGCAGCGUGCUGCUGGCCCUGCGGCGCACGCCGCGCAAGGCGUCCCGCAUGCACCUCUUCAUCCGGCACCUCAGCCUGGCCGACCUGGUGGUGGCCUUCUUCCAGGUGCUGCCCCAGCUCUGCUGGGAGGUGACCCACCGCUUCCACGGCCCCGACGGGCUCUGCCGGGUCGUCAAGCACCUGCAGGUCUUCGGCAUGUUCGCCUCGGCGUACAUGCUGGUGGCCAUGACGGCCGACCGCUACAUCGCCGUCUGCCACCCGCUGAAGACGCUGCAGCAGCCCACCAAGCGCUCCUACGGGAUGAUCGCGGCGGCCUGGGCGCUCAGCCUGCUGCUCAGCACCCCGCAGUACUUCAUCUUCUCCCUCAGUGAGGUGGAGCGCGGCUCGCAGGUCUACGACUGCUGGGCGCACUUCAUCAUGCCCUGGGGGCCCCGCGCCUACGUCACCUGGAUCACCGGCGGCAUCUUCGUCGCGCCCGUCCUCAUCCUCGUCACCUGCUACGGCUUCAUCUGCUACCACAUCUGGCGCAACGUCAGGGGCAAGACGCGCCCGGGGGAGGCGGCGGCGGGCGGCGGGCGGCGGGCGGGUGGCGGCGGGCCGCGGCGGGGGCUGCUGCUCGCCCCCUGUGUCAGCAGCGUCAAGACCAUCUCCCGCGCCAAGAUCCGCACCGUCAAGAUGACCUUCGUCAUCGUCUCGGCGUACGUCGUCUGCUGGGCGCCCUUCUUCACCAUCCAGAUGUGGUCCGUCUGGGACCAGCGCUUCCCCUGGGUCGAUUCUGAAAACACUGCGACUACCGUCACGGCUCUGUUGGCCAGUCUGAAUAGUUGCUGUAACCCAUGGAUCUACAUGUUCUUCAGCGGGCACCUCCUGCAAGACUGCAUACAGAGCUUCCCUUGCUGCCAAAAAAUAAAGCAAACGCUGAGUAAAGAAGAUUCAAAUAGCAACAGCAGGCGACAGACUUCUUUUACCAACAACAGAAGCCCGACCCACAGCCUGAACACCUGGAGAGAGUUGCCCCACUCCAAGUCAUCCAGCUUCAUCCCCAUUCCUACCUGA
This is a messenger RNA of Gavia stellata (red-throated loon), 1287 nucleotides long. RefSeq names its product arginine vasopressin receptor 1A (gene AVPR1A). The record is from RefSeq and is a predicted model, not a curated record. Bases 1 to 1287 code for a protein of 428 amino acids. Gene Ontology annotation, biological process: positive regulation of vasoconstriction; G protein-coupled receptor signaling pathway; regulation of systemic arterial blood pressure by vasopressin. The transcript has 2 exons. NCBI's taxonomy places the organism in Eukaryota, Metazoa, Chordata, Aves, Gaviiformes, Gaviidae. Gene Ontology annotation, cellular component: membrane. Gene Ontology annotation, molecular function: vasopressin receptor activity; peptide binding.